AUGAAGUUGUUGUUGGAGCCCGUGUCCGUGCCUUGCGGUCACACGUUCUGUCAAACGUGUUUGGAGCAGGCGCUGGGAUACAGGAACCUAUGUGCGGUCUGCCGUGCACCGGUACCUCCCGGGCAAUCGGUGAACAUCCUUAUCCGCAGCAUGAUUUCGGAGCAGUACCCCAGAGCUUUAGCCAGCCGGCGAAGGGAAGUUGAGGAGGAGCUGCGCCAAGCGGAGCAAAACGCAGAAGAGGAACGCCAGCGAGAGGUGGCUGGAGAUGCCCCAGCACAGACUGAAGCCAAUGGGGCUGGCGGAGACGUCAUCAUUCUACCGGUCCUCAGGCACAAGCGGCCAAUGCUUCCGCAGUGCCGAAUUGGUCACGAGCUGGACUCGCAGGGUGAACUGGUCGUGAACUUUGCCGUUCAGGGCGGCCGGCGCAUCUGCAUGAUGCUACCUGAGGGAAACUCAGGCAUUUGCAUGAACGUGGAACACCUUCGACCUGCAGGCAGGCAGGCAGCACAGGUCACACUUGUUGGCAAGUUCCGUGUCCGCCUGACCGAGCAGCCCCACCUACACGAGGACGGGUUUGAACUUGGUCGCUUCGAGGCGUACUUUGACACGCCUUUGCCGCUGAACUUGCUUGGUCGCGAGGCUCCGCAAGAAGGAGCCGACGGCGAGGAACCGGCCCCGCUGGUUGCAGAGGCUGCUAUGCAGGCUGUUGAGCGACAGCUGGAGAUGCUGGGUUCCGGAAGCAGGUAUGUCUUCACUGAAAACUGUGGGGAACCGCCUGCUGCGCUUCGCCGGAGACCGGGUGGAACAUUGACGUCGGCAGAUUUGGAGCAACUUUCCUUCUGGCUUCUGGGCGCCAUCAUGAUGCACGAUGGCGACAGGAAGAAGUGGGUGGACUCCACGGACACGCAGCAGCGGCUGGUGGCCUGUCGGAAGAAGCUCAAGGAAGCCGGGGCGCGCCCGGUUCUGAACCUUCCUGGCUCGGAUUCGUGGAUGCACCCAACGCAGUCAUCUUGGAGCAGCCUGGUACUGCUCCUGGUCGUUUUGGCCGUUCUCUUGGCAAAGGCACUCGGGCUCUUCGACAGUUGGGGACGCAACGCAUCGAGGCAGACCUUGAGCAGCCGUCGCUUCAAUUGA
Molecule: messenger RNA, 1134 nt
Organism: Symbiodinium sp. CCMP2456
Lineage: Eukaryota; Dinophyceae; Suessiales; Symbiodiniaceae
Source: the annotation of a GenBank genome assembly